UUUUUUUUGUUUUUUUUGUCUUGAUAUAUUUUUACAUUGUGUAUGGUAUAAUGUCUUUUUAGUUUGGUUUUGAGAUAUGAUGAGUGUUUGGAAGGGUUCUUGGAAAUUUUGGCCCUAUUAGUUUUAUUUCCAUGUAGUGUUGCAUGGGAGCGAACAUUGAGUAUCGUAUGGAUGUGAAUGUUACCAUGAAUGUGCGGUCAUACAAAAUUAGAUUAGAUAAGAUAAGAAGUGAUUAUAUUUCCCUCACAAGAUGCAAGUAACUCAUAUAGAGGAUAGAAUGGGGGAUUGUUGCUCGCGAUUGCUUAGAAAAUGACGUGGCAUUCAUAUUGCUGACCCCAACUAGCCGGAGAUUGAGGCAUAUAGUUGUUGUAGUAAUUUGUUCUACCCAUCAGAACGUGUCGAUCACCGUUGCUUUGGUUGAAUAACAACUUAAAUUUAACUAGCCACACAUGUAUACACCAAAAGAAACGUUUAAGGAAAUACUGAUUUCCGCUGGCCUUAGAGGGAGCGAACGAUCUUCAAGUUCUAAGGAAGAACAACAGUCUACUAAACAGAAGGGCAAAAUUCUCCAUCCUCCCAUUGAAACUUUUUGGCAGUUACCUCCAACAAAAGAUCAGCAUAAGAAGUUUACCAAAUCAAGAACUGUGAAAAUCAUGUCUUUGCCGUUUAAGAAGGGUGUACGAAAGAGCAAAAGUUUGCAAACAAUUCUUGUAGGAUCACAUGAUCCUAAAGACGAACAAAUUGUUGACUCAUUUCGUCAGUUGCUUUUUCUUGAAGGUCAGCUGCUAGAGAAAAACAGUGACUAUCACACACUUUUAAGAUUUCUUAGAAUGAGGGACUAUGAUCUUACAAAAGCAAAGAAUAUGUAUUUGAACUAUUUGAAGUGGCGCGAGGAAUUUAAUGUGGAUGAGCUUUCCAAGGAACUCAAUUUUGAGGAAUUCAAUGAGGUUAAAAAGUGUUAUCCUCAUGGUUUUCAUGGAGUAGAUAGAUAUGGUCGACCAAUUUACAUCGAAAGAAUUGGAAGGGUAAAUCUUGAUAGACUCUUUGAAGUAACUACGAUCGAGAGAUUUGUGAAAUAUCAUGUGACUGAACAAGAGAGAACAUUGAACUGGAGAUACCCUGCAUGUUCACUUGCUGCAAAGAAACAUAUAGCUUCCACCGUCAGCAUUUUGGAUGUAAAGGAUGUGGGAAUUUCAAAUUUUUCGAAGCCUGCAAGGUCUCUCUUUUUGGAAAUUCAGAAGAUUGACAGUCACUAUUAUCCCGAGACGUUGCAUCGCCUUUUUAUCAUUAAUGCUGGAUCUGGAUUUAAGGCCCUGUGGAAAGCAAUCAAGACAUUUCUUGAUCAACGCACCUUAGCAAAGAUUCAAGUGCUCGGGAGUAACUACACGAAGACCUUACUUGAAGUUAUUGAUCCAAGUAAUCUUCCAACUUUCCUUGGUGGUGACUGCACAUGUUCCGACUAUGGAGGUUGCCUCUUUAGCGACAAAGGACCGUGGAAUGACCCUUCAGUUACAACUAUACUUCAGGCAAUGCUUGAAGCCGAAGAGGAGAAUGAUGACGAUGAAGCAAAGAGUUCUGCUACAAAAGAUUCCUUUGGUGCUGUAACUCCGGAUAAUGUAUCCAUUAAGGAUGUCUAUGAUGCUACUCCAUCAAGAGAUGACAUUUUUGGACAGCCAUUUCUACAGAAAAUCCUCACACUUCAAACUGUUGUCAAUGACACAAAAUCAAAAAUCCAGGCAUUGGAAGCUGUUCUUAAGGACACGAAAUCGGUGAUAGAAGGACUUGGACAACCAAUGGAAGAGGUGAAAAAACAGAUAAUAGUAUCAAAGAUAAGAGCUUGAGUUACCAAAUGAAGAGUUCCAAUCUUUUUAUUCCUUUUUGUUUUUGAAAUUUCUUGGUGCUGUCAAUUGACUUUAAAUAAAACGAGUAAUUAUACUUAAUAAGGAAGUCUAUUUACAGACAAAAUUCAAAGUAAAA
Molecule: messenger RNA, 1977 nt
Organism: Capsicum annuum
Lineage: Eukaryota; Viridiplantae; Streptophyta; Magnoliopsida; Solanales; Solanaceae
Product: phosphatidylinositol/phosphatidylcholine transfer protein SFH11
Exons: 12
Coding region: 450-1841 (463 amino acids)
Source: RefSeq, a predicted model, not a curated record